Kwoniella shivajii is the source of this 1263-nucleotide messenger RNA. RefSeq lists its product as uncharacterized. Bases 1 to 1263 code for a protein of 420 amino acids. The record is from RefSeq and is a predicted model, not a curated record. NCBI's taxonomy places the organism in Eukaryota, Fungi, Basidiomycota, Tremellomycetes, Tremellales, Cryptococcaceae. The transcript is spliced from 2 exons.
AUGUCUAUUCAAACGCAACCCAAGUUUAAUCGUUCUACCCUUCCUAUCCCAUUUGAUCUUCUCUAUGUCCUUAUUCAAGAGCUACUUUCCACAUGUUCUCUUUCAACUUUAUCCAAGUUAUCCUCAUUAUCAAAAGAGUACUAUGCCCUCAUUACGCCUCUUCUAUAUACCGACGUACACAUCACUUCCGAUGAGCAAUUGCAGGCGUUUCUGACCUUACCUCAAGAGAAAGAUCGACGUAUGAUCUUAGCUGGGGCUUUAUUGGGUGUCAAAAGAGGUAGAUCAGGAUCGAUUAAAGGUCCAAAUAGGAAAUUAGAAGCUUUAUCUUUGACUAGAUCAUUGAAAUUAGAUGUUUAUCCUUCGAGAACAAGUUUGAAACUAUCGUCAAAAUUACCUAGUCCAUUGAAAGCGUCGAAUUUAACUUUUACUUCAAAAGCUUUGAUCAAUCUACAUGGCAGAUUAUCAAAUUCAAAAGCACCUAGAAUACUGGCUUCUUUUUGGGCAGGUCAUCUACCAAAUUUAAUCCGACCUAAAAAAGUCAUCAUUGAUUAUUCUUCCAUCUUACCGAAAAAAUCACAUCCGCCCAUUGGCGAUGUCGAACCUGAUGACCAGGAAGAACAAGAAGCACAAGGGGAUGAUGAAGGAGAAAGUUCAAUGUCUUUCAUGUCAGACGAAAAAUGGACAAAUACAAUGGGCGGUAUGAGUAUCGCAUUACAAUCUUGGAUAGGAUUACAAGAGGUUGAGUUGAAGGGAAAUACUUGGUCAGGUAUCUUACCUGGUCCAGGUGUGAACGUCAAGAUGGUACAUGCGGGUAUCGAGAACGAAGUAAUCGAGAACGAAACGCAGAAUGAAGUUGACGGUGAAGGACAGGGACUUAUGACAGUAAACGAAACUAUAUUAAACGGAAAUGGUGGAGAACCAAAUGCAGAAAUUAUCAAAGCUAUUGAAACCCGUAACAAGCUAAUCGAAAAUCGUAAAAAAGCUUUAAUACUUGGAUUGAGGACUUCUCAAGCUAUAUAUGAGAAUUACCAUUCACCUCUGCCUAUCAAUUGGAAAGUCGAAAAUCUUUUACCUUCUCUUAUUGGCACCCACGAUAAUGAAGAAGAGAUUGAAAGCGAAAGGCAAAGAGAAAAAAGAAGUGUGAUCGAAGAUAUCAUGAGAGAUUUAGAUGAAACUUGUCCUUCAAUCAUGACUAGAUAUGGAUAUAUUAAUGAUGUUGGAAGAAGGGAUUUGAGUUGUUUGACUUGGAACAGGGAUGAGUAA